Molecule: messenger RNA, 1700 nt
Organism: Dreissena polymorpha
Lineage: Eukaryota; Metazoa; Mollusca; Bivalvia; Myida; Dreissenidae
Exons: 4
Coding region: 440-1624 (394 amino acids)
Source: RefSeq, a predicted model, not a curated record
CAAGAGUGUAAACUGCGGUUCAAAGUCUUAAACUGGGGUUAACAAGCGCGGAAUGUACAUUUAUUAUCUAACUGUUGAAUAUAUACAGUAAAAAUACUAAAAUGAAAGUUUUGGCACACCAUGCGAAUGUCCUAUCAAGUAAAGGUGACGAGUAACCUAAAUGAAGUGUAAUAUAACUUAUUUCAAUGGGUUUUAUGCGGUGCGAGUGUCCACAAAACACCGGUUGACCUUGAAAAUGACAUGGGACGAUGAUGGGUAAAAAAACAAUCUCGUCGAAUAACAUUUCUCAAUUUUCAACGAGUUUAAGCCGUUGACACUGCAUUGCAUGGGAAGAAAAGGUGAUAUUAGGUUGAGUUGUGCAAUGCACGAGUUCACGAAGGGGCACCUUCCCGCACCUUCCUGAGAAGUCAAGGAAACAUGUAGCGUUGGCACCACUAGAAUGUUUGAAGCUGUCCAGUAUUGUAAGAGUUUAGGUAAACCCAGGUCACCAAUAUGGUCUUCUAUGAAGAUCUCCAGAUACUCCUUGAUGCGUUCUUCAGCACAUCGCAAUGUUAUGCUAUGGUCGCUGAACUCGUACUUAAUUCUACUAAGUACUCCAGGAACCGUUGGUCGCAUUGAGUGGCAGUGCUCCAAUGUGUCUGUAAUUUGUGACUCAGUCAAAAAGAUGUCAGUGGAUAUGCAACAGUUAUCAAGCAAUCUUCAAACUAUUCUUGAUGAACUAAAUAAGUUUAAGAGUACACAAGAGGCCAGCAUUCAGUAUGUGGAGGAAUUAUAUUGUGAAAAACUGCAAGAUAUCCAAGACCUGCGGAAGAAAUUAAAUACUGCUUUGGAUGCACUAGAAAAUACAACCUUGAAACAACUGGAUGCAAUAAGGUACACAUUACAAACCUCUCUCAAGAAAGAUAUUGAUAACUGCAGCAGGCUACAGGAUAAAUUGAAACAAGUCAGUGAAGCUGUAAAUGUCCUUAAUUAUAAAAGCAAGAAAGAAAUCAAGUUUAUAGCCAGAAAAUGUCUGCACAAAAUACAUGAGUCUGAGUCAUAUCUAAAGGAAAAACCUGUGCAUAUGCACAGUUCAAUAAUAUUCAAGGAAAACAUGGACAUUGAGAAGUACCUGUCUCAACAGUCAAGUCUUGGGAGGAUUGUCGACAGUAUGCAGUCUCUCAAGAUGAAUCCAGACCAGGUUAUGACUGUGAAGAGGAUAUCAGAGUAUAGUGUGAGAAUGUCAAGUGAUACAUGGCAGUCUUUCCGCAUCAGUGGCAUUUGCUGCUUACCUUUUGGCUGGGUCAUUAUUACAGAUGUCGUAAAUAACAAAGCAAAGCUGUUGGACAAGCAUUAUAAUGUGUCGAGUCACUGUGAUUUGCCAAAUUGUCCAUGGGACAUUUGCCAAAUUAAAUCCAGUGAGGUGGCUGUAACUGGUAAUAGAGAUGUGCAGUUUAUCUCUGUGAGCAAGGGGCAGCUGGUGAAUGGGAGGAAGUUCCAGUUCCCACAUCCUACUUUGGGUAUUGCCUUCCAUCAGGGAGCGUUGUAUGUCACCUCUGGCACUGCUCUGUACCACUACACUCUGAAUGGAUCACUUGUGAAAAAAAAUGUACGAGGAUACACCUGGCCCAAAUACAGUGUUUAAAUGUGCAGUGAGUCCUAUUGGGGACAGGAUCUAUGUAACCAACAACUUUAUGCACUCACUCAUCACUCUGGCUAGA